Ceratotherium simum simum (southern white rhinoceros) is the source of this 1668-nucleotide messenger RNA. It is a transcript of the gene C33H19orf47, whose product is annotated as chromosome 33 C19orf47 homolog. Lineage: Eukaryota; Metazoa; Chordata; Mammalia; Perissodactyla; Rhinocerotidae. The record is from RefSeq and is a predicted model, not a curated record. Gene Ontology annotation, cellular component: nucleus.
AGGCAGACAGACGGGCAGCGAGAAAGGGACAGACACUCACAGCCGGCCGGGACUCAUGGGCUCUCUCCCCUUGUUCUCUCUUCCAGGCUCCAGGGAGCAGCAUCAGGGCCAGGGAGACAAUGGUCUCGGUGACUAUGGCCACUUCCGAGUGGAUCCAGUUCUUUAAGGAAGCCGGCAUUCCUCCGGGACCUGCGGUCAAUUACGCCGUGAUGUUUGUGGAUAACAGGAUCCAGAAGAGCAUGCUGCUGGAUCUCAACAAGGAAAUCAUGAAUGAGCUGGGCGUGACUGUGGUGGGCGACAUCAUUGCCAUCCUCAAGCACGCCAAGGUGGUGCACCGCCAGGACAUGUGCAAAGCCGCCACUGAGUCUGUGCCCUGCAGCCCCAGCCCCAUCCCAGGCGAGGUUCGCCGAGGCCCCUGUAGCGCCGCCUCCCGAAUGAUCGCCAACAGCCUGAACCGCGACUCCCCACCCGGCACUCCCCCAAGGCGGCCAGACACCAGUACCUCCAAGAUCUCAGUCACCGUGUCCAACAAGAUAGCAGCCAAAAGUGCCAAGGCCGCCGCAGCCCUGGCCCGCCGGGAGGAGGAGAGCCUGGCUGUUCCCACCAAGCGGCGCCGGGUGACUGCCGAGAUGGAGGGGAAGUACAUCAUCAACAUGCCCAAAGGCACCACCCCGCGGACCCGCAAGAUCCUGGAGCAGCAGCAGCAGGCGGCGAAAGGUCUCCACAGGACGUCCGUGUUUGACCGCCUCGGUGCCGAGACCAAGGCUGACACAACGACGGGGAAUAAACCCACAGGAGUCUUCAGCCGUCUGGGGGCCACCCCAGAGAUGGACGAGGAUCUGGCUUGGGAUAGCGACAAUGACAGCAGCAGCUCUGUCCUGCAGUAUGCUGGGGUCCUGAAGAAGCUUGGCCGGGGCCCAGCCAAGGCCAGUCCCCAGCCGGCGCUGACUGUCAAGGCCAAGGCCACGAGCUCAGCGACGACGGCCGCCGCCCCGACGCUGCGGCGCCUGGCCCUCUCCUCACGCCCCGGGCUCGAGAGGAAGCCGGAGUCCCUGUCCAAAGUCAGCAUUAUCCAGAGACUGGGCAAGUCUGCCCUUGUGCCCGAGGCCCAGGACAGCCAGGUCACGAGCACCAAGAGUAAGUCCUCGGCCGAGGUCAAGGUCACCAUUAAGAGGACCCUGGUGGGGCCCCGGGGGAGCAGCUCCAGCGAGGGCCUUGGUGCCCAGAUGGACCAUGCGGGCACUGUGAGCGUGUUCAAAAGACUGGGCCGCAGGACCUAGCCCUGGGCCGGGCGCAGGCCCCUCUCCAGGCACAGGCUUCAGCAAGGGCGCCCGCCCCUCUGCCGGCUUCUGGUCGACACUGCUUGUCUCCCUCAGGCGUUCGAGCCGGGCCGAGCUCUCCGGGGAUUCACCCCAUUCUUCUCAGUGCGAGAUGGUCGUUGUGGCCUGGCCUUGCCGCUCUGGGGCUCUCCCUGCUCUCAUGUCCUAGUUCUGUCCUCUCUGACUGCGGCCUUGGUGGGACCCCCUCGCCACCUCUCCCAAGUGCCCAGUGCCCUUUUCCUCUCCUGACCCCUUCCUCCCUCUCAGCAGCAGCUGCUGCCUCAACCCCAGCUCCUCGCCUCCCAGUUCCCUAGAGUGGGUGUCCCCUGGAGGGGCCCCCGUACCCCCC